Xiphophorus couchianus (Monterrey platyfish) is the source of this 10999-nucleotide messenger RNA. Its product is annotated as SH3 and multiple ankyrin repeat domains protein 3-like. Bases 646 to 5838 code for a protein of 1730 amino acids. Gene Ontology annotation, molecular function: ionotropic glutamate receptor binding; synaptic receptor adaptor activity. NCBI's taxonomy places the organism in Eukaryota, Metazoa, Chordata, Actinopteri, Cyprinodontiformes, Poeciliidae. Gene Ontology annotation, cellular component: postsynaptic density; postsynaptic membrane; dendritic spine. The record is from RefSeq and is a predicted model, not a curated record. The transcript is spliced from 26 exons.
ACUCGCAGAACCACAGAGAGUGUGUGUCAUGCUGGCAGUGUGUGGGCUGAACCUAGCAGCCCUCCACUCGUCCUGCCUCUCCCACUUCUUCUUCUUCUUCUUCUCCUCUCUCCCUCCACGUCUCCGGAUACUCCACCUCCUCUUCCUCUUCUUUUCUCCAUCCUCCUUCACCUCUUCCUCUCCUCCUCCUCCUCGGUUCUUCUCUCCAUCUCUCGUUUUGUUUUUUUAUGUUCAGUUUUUCCAUCAUGGAGAGCUAGUCGCUGAUCUUCAGGGAUGGGCAGGGCAGCUCUCUGAAAACAAUCUGAAACCCUGAGACCUGUUACUUCUCAACUAUUAUACAGAAGAAAACUCUUGAAGGUUACCAAAGCCUUAUUCUCCAAGAGGAACAACAACAUCCACAGGAACUCCAUCAUCUAGUAUUAAAGAAGUAUUCAUGAAAUUUUAACUUCAUCAACUCAAGAUUUCCGACGCCCACACUUAUAACAAAGCGUAGAGGCAAUAGAAGCUGGAAACUGGAUCAUCAGACUGGACCAGAACCAAACAAGACACCUGGCUGAAUCUGAGAACCGCAACAAGCCAGAAGAGAUCAGUGGAAAUUGGUAAAGUCCUGUGGAAAAGUUUGAUGGGACUGCUGACAAUAGCCACAUGCCUCUGAGUCCGACCGCUGACACCAAACAUGAUCGCCCGCGGCAACAGGCGGUUACUAACGGCAACCCAACAGGCUCUGCUGUCGCCAGGGACGACGACGGGGAGGACCCGCCCUCUGGAAACAGCGUCGUGGUCCGAAUCGGGAUCCCGGACCUGCAGCAGACGAAGUGUUUGCGGUUGGACCCAGAGUUACCAGUUUGGACCAGUAAGCAGAGGGUUCUGGUGACGUUGACUCAGUCUCUGUCGGAUGUUUUGAACUAUGGUCUCUUCCAGCCGGCGUUCAACGGCCGAGCCGGAAAGUUUCUGGACGAGGAGCGCCUGCUGAAGGAGUAUCCUCUGCCCAACAUCACUCCCAUCCCGUAUCUGGAGUUUCGCUAUAAGAGACGAGUUUACACUCAGAGCUACGUUGAUGACAAACAGCUGGCAAAGCUUCACACUAAGGCCAAUCUGAAGCGAUUCAUGGAACAUGUUCACCAGAAGAAUGCAGAGAAAGUGGCCAAAUGGUUGGAGAAAGGCCUGGACCCGAACUUCCACGACUCGGACAGCGGAGAAUGCCCUUUGACCCUGGCUGUCCAGCUGGAGGACAGCUGUGAGCUCAUCAAGGUUCUGCGCAGCGGCGGGGCCCACCUGGACUUCAGAACCAGAGAUGGCAUCACGGCUCUGCAUCGGGCCGUUCUGUGCAGGAACAGCGCCGCCCUGACGACGCUGCUGGACCUCGGCGCGUCGCCAGACUACAAGGACAGCAGAGGCCUGACUCCGCUCUACCACUCUGCCAUGGUGGGCGGCGCCCCCUACUGCUGCGAGCUGCUGCUGCAGGACCACGCCACCAUCGGGAUCACUGAUGAGAACGGGUGGCAGGAAAUCCACCAGGCGUGUCGCUAUGGCAACGUGCAGCACUUGGAGCACCUGCUGUUCUACGGUGCCGACAUGAGUUCCCAGAAUGCCUCAGGAAACACGGCGCUGCACCUGUGUGCCUUGUACAACCAGGACAGCUGCGCCCGAGUUCUGCUGUUCAGAGGAGCCAACAAGGACAUAAAGAACUACAACAACCAGACGGCCUUUCAGGUGGCGAUCAUCGCGGGGAACUUUGAUUUGGCUGAAAUAAUCAAGAUCCACAAAACUUCUGAUGUUGUUCCCUUCAGAGAAACCCCGUCCUAUACCAAGCGCCGCCGGGUCGGCGCCAACAGAACCCCUGCCGGGAACGGCCUGUCGUCUCCUCGCUCUCUGAUUCGCUCUGCCAGCGACAACGCCCUGGAAAGCCCCGCCUCCUCGCCCGGCCCCUCCCUCCAGAGCCUGGAGACGCAUCACGACUCGCACACGCACUCCCUGAGACGCCACCCGCGCCGCCUCAGGUACGCCCCGCUGCACCCGCACCACGCUGCGGUCCGGCCACCGCCUCUCACUGGUGUGUCGCCCCGCAGCCCCGGUGGGGGGGGCCACGCGGAGACCAGUCCCCCCUCUUCACCCCCCCACACGCCACAGAUGAGGAAGAGGAGGCUCUACAGCGCCGUGCCAGGGCGCACCUUCAUCGCCACACGGUCCCACGUACCCCAGGGGUCUGGAGAAAUCCAGCUGCACAGGGGCGAGCGGGUCAAAGUGCUGUCGAUUGGUGAAGGAGGCUUCUGGGAGGGAACGGUGAAGGGCAGAACCGGCUGGUUUCCUGCCGACUGCGUGGAGGAAGUCCAGAUGAGACAAUACGACCCGCGACUGGAGACGAGAGAGGACCGAACGAAGCGGCUCUUCAGACACUACACCGUGGGCUCCUACGACAAUUACACCUCCUACAGUGACUAUGUGAUCGAGGAGAAGACGGCCGUGCUGCAGAAGAGAGAAAGCGAAGGAUUCGGCUUCGUCCUGCGAGGAGCUAAAGCUGAGACGCCCAUUGAGGAGUUUGCUCCCACGCCGGCGUUUCCUGCUCUGCAGUACCUGGAGUCGGUGGAUCAGGGGGGCGUGGCCUGGAGGGCGGGGCUAAGGACCGGAGACUUCCUGAUAGAGGUGAACGGCAGCGACGUGGUGAAGGUGGGUCACCGCCAGGUCGUCUCUCUGAUCCGACAGGGAGGAAGUCGCCUGCUGAUGAAGGUCGUCUCGGUUUCCAGGAAGUCAGAAACAAACCUGAUCAGGAAGAAAGCCCCGCCCCCUCCGAAGCGAGCCCCGAGCACGUCGCUGACGCUGCGGUCCAAGUCCAUGACGGCCGACCUGGAGGAGAUCGCCAGGAGGCGCCGUUAUGAGAAACUAGAUGAGAUGCUGGCCGGAGGUCAACAGGAAGUGGUUCUGAGGGCCCGCCCCACCGACGACUUCAGGGCGGCGACGGUCAAGCAGCGGCCGACGAGCCGACGCAUCACGCAGGCAGAGAUCAACUCUCUGUUUGAGCGCCAGGGUCUGGUCCCGCCCUCCGCCCCGGAGAAGAGCACCAUGCCGCUGCCCAGAGGGAUGUCCAGAACAAAGAGCUUCGGCACCCCGGACGACGACAGAAUCUCGGCUCUGAUCCACGAGAGCCGUUUCCCUCGCAGCUCAUCUCUGACGGACGGCUCCAUCCCGCCGCCUCCUCAGACGGCGCCGCCCCCGCCGCCGUCCCCCUCCGCUCUGUACCUCUUCGACUCCGGCCCGCCGCCGUCCUUCCUGCCGCCGCCUCCGCCGGCCCGAGGUGAGGGCCUGACUCGCUCCAGCUUCAAGCCGGGGGCGGAGCCGCGGCUGCAGGAGCUGUCGGACGCCAGGAGCCACGCCCACGCCGAGCGCCAGCGCAAAGCACGGUCCAUGAUCAUCCUGCAGGACACGCCACCACCACCGCCACAGCCCGACGGACACGCCGCCGGCGCCGCGCUCCACACCGCCACGCAGACCUCCACACUGUCCAUCCACAGCACCAGCACCGCCCUCGGACACUCGCCGCUCUCCCGUCGCCGGGGACGACCGAUAGAAAACCCGUACGCCAACGUGGGACAUCAAGCUGCGCCCAACAAGCCCCAGAGGAGGAAGUCUCCUCUGUUGAAACAACUUCCUGUUGAGGAGCAGGGUCUUGGGAUCAAAGACGAUCCGUUCAAACCCGACGGCGGUGGACUGAUGAGCCCGAGCCGAGCCGAGCUGUACCAGCAGCAGGUUCUGUCCGAGCGCGCCCGGGUUCAGGGUCGCCGCUCCUCUCUCUUCCUGUCGGUGGAGGGGGCGGGGUCAGACAGCCAGGCUCCGCCCCUCCUGACCCAGAGCCACUCCAUGGACGACCUGGGCGAGCUUCCGCCUCCGGCGCCGGUCCUGUCGCCAUCACCGACGCCGCACACCUUCCUCCACCCGCUGACGGGGAAACCUCUAGAUCCAUCGUCUCCACUCGCACUGGCUCUCGCCGCGAGAGAGCGAGCGCUCACUGCCCGAACGCCGAGUCCCGAGCCUCGAAUCAAACACUCCUCCGCCUCCACCACGCCCGUCCCCACCCCGGCUGCCAGUCCAGAGACCAGACACAAACGCACGCCGUUCACCACCCCACAGAGCAGCCCCGAGCCUCGAUCCAAGCGCACCUCUCCUCAGACGAGUCCGGAGCAGCGGACCAAACACUCGACGCCUCAGACCAGCCCCGAGCUGAGGCACAAGCGAAUCACGCCGCCGCUGUUCCCCGACGGACAGGUGGAGCGACCCGAGACGGAGGGGGGGGUGACGUCACCCGCCGCUCCCUCCCCCGAACGAUGGAGACCCUCCCCUCUGCCGGCGCUGGCCAAUGAGAGCCACUCGGCGCUGAUCGACCGGCGGCGAAGCCUCACGGUUGGCAGCUCGGAGGAAGAGGGCGGGGCUUACACCGUGACGCUCCCACCUGCCCUGCUGUCCUCUAGCGACGAGGAAACCAGGGAGGAGCUGCGCAGGAUCGGCCUGGUGACUCCGCCCCCCGCCUUUGCCAGCUCCCCUGCCCCGCCUCCCCCCACCUCCCUGUCCCUGUUGCCACGGCGAGGAGGAGAGGGGGGAGGGGAGAGCGGCCCGGAGUCCCUGGUGAAGCGAGGAGACGAGGAAGAAGGAGGUGACGAGCGUCUCCAUGACAGCUCCUUGUCCCCCAGUUCGCUCCCUCCGUCCAUCACGCUGGCGUCCCCCCCCGCCCCGACCUCUCCCUCCUCCCCCCCUGCUGCUCACCCCACCCCCUCCCCCUCCGCUACCUCCCCAUCGGCUCUGAAGCCCCGCCUGCGGUCGCCGAUCGGCCGCGGCCGCUCCGUGCUGCGCGACCCGCUGCUAAAGCAGUCGUCAGACAGCGAGCUCCUCCCCUCCGCCGCCUCCUCCUCCCCCUCCUCCCCGCUCUGCUCCUCCCCCACCAGCGGCGGCAGCCGGCAGCCUCGCUACCUGUUCCAGAGGCGGUCCAAGCUGUGGGGGGGCGGAGACGACGAGCGGCGCGGGUUCAGCCCUGAUGAAGGCGGCGGCCGACCGGCGGCACUGGGAGGACAGAGCUCCGGGUCGGCGGUGGAUCUGACAGCCCGCUCGGCGUCCGCCCUGGAGCUGAGUGGCCGGGCCGGGUCGGGACUGGACCUGGCCAAUCGGCUACAGCUGCUCAACAAAGACAGCCACUCUCUGGGGGAAGAACCAAGUCCACUGGACCCAGGCCGCAGGUCUCCUGUAGGGGGCGCAAGGUUGUUCUCCAGCCUCGGUGAACUUCACACCAUCUCCCAGCGAGGAUACGGCGCCAGCUACACGGUCCGCCCAGGAAGUCGUUACCCCGUCACCCGCCGAAGUCCGUCCCCGUCUCCCUCCCCCUCAGACCGGUCCAUGGGCCUGGGCUCCUCGCCGGCGCAUUGCUCCGAGCGGCCCGACCUGAGCUCUGGUCGAGGUCUGACCAUCCUCAAGUCUUCAAGUCUCAGCCUGCCGUCGGAACCAAAGGAGGUCCGUUUCGUCAUGAGGAGCGCCAGCGCACGAACCAGGUCCCGCUCGCCUUCGCCCUCGCCUCACGCCUCGCCCUGCCCCUCCCCGGUCCUCAGCGGGCCCCUGCUGGCCCUGCGGCCCUGGAGGCAGCGGCCCCUCAACCUGUGGAAUAAGUACGACGUGGGCGACUGGCUGGAGAGCAUGGGCCUGGCCGAACACCGCCAGCGCUUCCAGGAGCACGAGAUCGAAGGCUCACACCUGCCGGCGCUCACCAAGGAGGACUACGUGGAGCUGGGCGUCACCAGACUGGGCCACCGCAUCAACAUCGAGAGGGCCCUCAGACAGUUACUGGACAGCUCCACUUGACCCAUCGCCUCCAACCAGUCACCUCUAGGCGUCCAGAACUCUGACCUCACGACCCCUGACCUCAAGUCAGACCCCGGGCCAUCUCUUUAAUCCACUAUCUCAGCCAUUACAGAACCGCCCCGGUUUCGUUGAUGCCAGAUCGCAGAAACGUUUUGGCUCAUCAGCUCUUUAAUCAGCAGCUCUGACCUCUGACCUGCAACUCACAUAGCAAACAAUUCACGUCCACACUAUGACCCAAAUUCAAUGUUUUUGUCUCAAUGCAACAUCUAGCCGAUCUUUUCAUGAAAGUCCGAUCAACACAGAUCCGACCCAGACGAUAAAUUGUCCCAGACGUUAUUGCCAUAAUCAAUAAUCAUGUUUUACUAAUAUGACAAUAAUGGCAUAAAAAUGCAAGAAAAUUAAAUUCUGAUGAACAUUUAACACUGGAAGACAUUUUAAAUAUCCAAAAUAAACGUACAAUAUAAACAACAAAUAUAAACAUGAUUAUAUUUCAGAGGAAUUGGAGAAAAAAUCCUGAUUUUAGUUGGUUAAAAUACAGAUUUGUCCAGUUUGUGGUUCUUUAAUUCAAACAUUGGCAACUUUCCACACUUUUCCCACUAAAACUAAAAUAUUUGGGCUGAAACAAUUAACUGGAUUAAUUUAUUAUAGAAAUAAUCAGCAGCUAAUUUAGUAACCGAUUAACUGGAGAAUAUAAACUCAAAAAAAGGCCAAUUGGUGAAAAUCCAUGUUCACAGCAAUAAUUAAGCUAAAACUGCACAAAAAUAUAAAUUUAACUAAAACUCAUCAGUAGAAGUUUGGUUCAAAUUCACUAAAGUAAAGCUAUGUUACUGCAUUUUAGGCAAUAAACUCUUUAUUUUCUUAUUUUAAAAAAGAAAUGUCAUAAUUUAUUCUAAUAUUCUAUAAAAAGGCUUCAGUGGAUAAUCUGAAGAAUGUGUAUUUUUUUUCCUGAUUAAUCGCUUUAUUUUGACGAUUAAUCGGUAGACGUCAAUGAUAUUCUGCCAAAUGAAUAACCGAUCAAUCAUCAGAAUAAUCGAUUAUUCUGAUGUUUAAUUGAUUGUCAGUAUAAUCAACUAAGAAAAUAAUUGUUAGUUGCUGCCUUAAAAAAUAAAACACAUUUUGAAUCUUAAAUUUGAGGAAAUUUCAGGCUUACAAACUUGUUUUUAUGGAAACUUUAAACCAAAAUCAAAAAAUAUCAAAACAUGUUGAAUAACAGAAAACAAUGAAAACAGGCAAAUAAAGAUUAACUUUUGGCUGUUAGAAUUUUAUCAGUUUAAUCACAAUAAACAUGUUUCUUUUCUUAUGUUUUUAGUAAAAGUCGCAGUUGGACUCAGAGUUCUGAUCAAUGAGUCGAUCAAUGAGUCGAUCAAUGAGCCGAUCCAUGAGCCGAUCCAUGCCGGUUUAUCUAAAUGAUCCAGAAAGUUCUGGGACAUUAUUUUUUUUGGCUGUUGUGAUUUUCCCCCCAUCAAAUGUCACUCAUAAAGUUUUGUGUUACUUCAAACAUGAAUUCAUAUGUUAAUGGAUCAUUUAGAAUAAAUCAAUAAGUAAUAAUAAUGACAAUAAUAAUAAUGGUGAUGCCGUGCAGAGCUUUUAGUCGUCUGGAAACAGAUGUGUAGUUAUGAUUUGACAAUGAGUUGAAUUCCCGGCGGAGGCUCUGGGGUUCAUGAUGAUUUGUCGAUGAGUGUGACGUGGUGGCGUUGGUGUGUUUCAGGGUUUUACCUGCUUUCUGAGGGCUAACUGUACACGGUGCUAUCUGCUCAAAGCCAUCUGUACAGACUCUACCUUCCUCCUCCUCAUGCAUCUUCCCAUCCCAGCCAGGAACUAAACCAUCACAACGGCCUGACCAAGGUCGCACGGGAACAGGCCAUAAAAGGAGUUUCCUCCCCUGCCAUAUACGGGAUGCUUUCCCUGCCAUAAGUGGAGUUGAAUCCAAACAUAAAAACAGGCAAACGGGAACACCGUCGCAUCCAGAUGUUUGUAAGUUUUUAUAACCCUGAACAGGGUCAAUUUUUGUGCCAAUAAAGAGGAAAAUUUAACUAGAACUUAGUUAAAAAACAGCUACAUGUUUACAGCAGUUAGAUUUAUAUAUUAUCAGACUUUGAUGAACCACACUGAAAACGUUCCAAUACACUCAACUUCCAAAGGAAUAUUUAAUAGUUCAGAGCUAUAGUUAAAUAAAUUAUAUUGUGUACAUAAAACAUAUAUAAGUACGAAUAUAUAGUGUCUUAUUCCAGCACAAAGCUGCAGUGAAAUGUUAAAUUACUGGUUUUAAAAGUUCUGAAGCAGUUCACAUCAAAACAUCUGAGCUGCUUUAAUAAAGCUAAUAAAUUAAUUAGUUUCACAUGUCGUUCAGUUCCUGAUGUUUAGCUAAUUAAUGCUUGUUGCACUUUAUGGUCCAUCCUGAUUAACAGGAGCUCUUAAAGAAACAGUACGUCUUUCUAAAAACACCAAACUGGCCCCAGUGGUAGUUCCUUUAAGCUCAUCUUCUGAUGCAGGUCAUCCACAUAUCCGUUGAUACGACCAAGAAAACCAAAACUACUAAAAUGUUGAACAGCUUCUGGGGCGAUCGUGAGAAAAAAGAUAAUUUUUCUGAAAUUUGGUUUAUUUUUUGAGCAUUUUUUUGUUAGAAAGUGGAAAAUUAAAUAAAAAAAUUAUAAUUUGGACCGUUAGUAUUUAAAUGUAACACCCACAAAUUAUGACAAAUUCCAACUUAUUUUAAAUAAUGGUGCACCGACUCAGUUUCUGGCCGAUAACCAAUGUUUUAAAAAGCCUGGCCAAAAAAAAGCCGAUGCAAAAAUUUCUUUUGUCUGAAAAAUCAUUAAAUAUAUCAACUGCAUCUAAGAUCAGUGGAUAUGAUUGGUUUCUUGUUUAAGUAUCAAUUGAUUGCCAAUCUCCAAAAAUCAAGUAAAUCCUAGCCGUUUCUUUAGUGCUGCCCUAAUUUUAAGUUAAUAUAUUCAAUCUUUUAGCUGAAGCAAAUUAAAUAAAACCUUACCAAAUUAAACUGUAUUAUUAGCCCCUAGCUUAGAUAGCUAUUAUAUCAUAACCGUUAAAUAUGUUUUAUUUACUGAAAUCCUAUUUUAGUAUAAAACUAGCAAAAUAUUUAGAUUUUGAUAUAGUAAAAAUCCAAAACUAAGCCAGUAAAAUGGCUUCAAGGCAACAUUUCCCCACACAAAUCAUUAAUUCCCUAUAUUAUGAGGUUUGCAGUGUAAUUACACCCGUGUGCCACCAGAAUAUUGUUGGUAUAAAUCAACAAUAGAUGCACGAAUAAUGAGCUGUCAGUUGUUAUGUUCCAUAAAACACAGGUUAUCUGCUGGUGUCAGGAAAUCUAAUUUAAGACUUUUAAAGACCUUUUUAAAUGCCAGCUAGAAUAAAAUUUAAGACAGAAAAAACAACGAACGUAGGGAAUAAAUAUAUCAUACUUAAAAGUGAGCCAGUAGCAAAAACAAACAUCCAGCAAACUACUAAUGAUGGACCCAAAAAAUGCUAGCUAGCUUGCUACCAAGAGUAUCUUAGCUAAACCGCUGAAGAUCUUUGUGCACAACUCAAAUGUUUGCUAGAUAGAGAAGUCCAUCAAGAACAAAAAAAUAAAACAAAACUACAUACAAAAUUAAAUGGUAAAGACACAAUAAAAUUUAAGAUCAACUUUCUUUACUCUAAAUUAAUUUAAGACUUUUUAAGGAUGCGUGGAAUUAAUAUCUUUUAAAAUCUUUUCCCAAACAGGCGAAAGCUUGUAAAUUGUGAACGCAGCACUAUGCUGGAAAGUUUUCAGUGAGCGUCUCAGAUUUUACACAUCAGGAAGUCCAGGAACAUCCUGCAGGUUUUAGUCUUUGAAUCUGAACUGGAACCAGUUUGGUGGGAACCGAGGCCCCAGUUAAAACUUCUUGUAACCAACACCGCCCAUAUGGAUCAACCCCCCCGAAUCACAAUCAAUGCUCAGUGCCUGUUACCACGACAACACGUCUCAGUCCUUCUGCCGAGCUACAAUCAUGAUCCCAAAGUUGUACAAAGCCAAUAUUUUAUAGAAACCCCUGAAAUGCAGAAUGUACAGUCUAUUAGCAAAACAUUAUAUUAGAGUAAAGCCUUUAUAAUAUCUGUUAGAGUAGCUGUUGGUGAAAAAAAACACUGGACGGGUCAGAGGUCAAGUUCUGGUCCAGCAGGUAAAAAUUAGAACGUUACAAAACACCAAUAAAUAUUUAAUUUAAAUUGUUUUUCAGCCUCGCUGUGAUUCAGAAACAUGACAGGAAACGCGUCAAAAUGUUGUAAAGUUUUUUAAAGUUUAAAUCCAAUACUAAAACAGGAAACCCAUAAAUGCAAAACAUUGUUUUCAAAUCGUUUUUACAACUUUCAGCCACUAGAGGGCGCUGAUAAAUUCAUUUUCAGCUAAUAAUUAAGGCGAGGAAAUAUAUAUAUAUAUUUUUGUUUGUGGAAAAACAUAAUUUAAUAUUUCUGUUGCAGAAUGAGGUGGAAAAUACUUUUAAUUUUGCUUUUACCAAACAAAAUAUAAAAAUAGUGAAUUAAUUAUGAUCUAGUUAAUAGUUUGAAAGCUAAAAUGAACCAAAAAUUAUGUAUAAAAAGUGACUUUAGAAAAUCUACAAUAUAUCCAAUCUGAGACGUGAAGCUGAAAACCUGAACAAAUUGAGGCAAAACUGAAACUGCUUCAGUUUAUUUUUAUUAUCCACCAUGUUAAUCCGUUUUAAUUCAUGAAUUAUAAAGUUUCCUGGUUUCCGCUCAUCUAUACUACAGUAUAUGUGCUUUUAUGAGUUGUUUAUAACUGGUUAUUUUGGAGAUUUUCACAGCAGGGGGCGCUGCAGAGUGAGGCUAAACUAAAACAGGGAUCGCUAACAGAUCAGCAACUAGUUAUGAAAACCAGGACAAAUCUGGAAAAAGACGGAAUAACGAUCAGGAAAACUCUUCUGCUUCCUGCUGACCGGCUGAGAUCUCUGAACCUGCGUGUAAAUCCUUCCUCCUCCUCCUCCUCCUCCUCCUCCUCUUCCUCUCUAGCUUCCUCUUUUUACAGUAUGUCUGUGGUUUCUUCUGGAGUGAGUGGCGUGCGUGUACGUGCAGUUUUUCUCUUUUCUAAGCUCCGGAGAGCAUACAAUGACAGCUGAUGAGCUCUUUGACAGAUUGUAAUCUUUAUAAUAAACCGUCAUUUAUUACAAACUGA